Cygnus atratus (black swan) is the source of this 1682-nucleotide messenger RNA. It is a transcript of the gene GDF15, whose product is annotated as growth differentiation factor 15. Lineage: Eukaryota; Metazoa; Chordata; Aves; Anseriformes; Anatidae. Gene Ontology annotation, molecular function: growth factor activity; cytokine activity. Gene Ontology annotation, biological process: SMAD protein signal transduction. The transcript is spliced from 2 exons. Gene Ontology annotation, cellular component: extracellular region. The coding region runs from base 102 to 1190 and encodes 362 amino acids. The record is from RefSeq and is a predicted model, not a curated record.
UCUCCUCGCGGCAUCGAUAAGAGCCGCACGCGGAGCCUUUGCGCAAGAGGUUUUGCAACUCGUGCUCCCCCCCUCGCCGGGACAGCCGCCCCGCCGGCGCGAUGCUGCCGGGCGCGCUGCGGGACGUGGGGGCCGCCGCCGCCUGCCUGCUGCUCCUGCUGCUCCUGGCCGGCGUGGAGCCGCGGCCCCGCAGCUGGGACGAGGACAGGCUGCAGGUGGAAACCAUCAAAAGGAGCAUCCUGGAGCGGCUGGGGAUGCCCGCUCCCCCCGCCGUGCGGCGCAGGCUGGACCAGGAGAGCAUCAGGAGGGCGCAGCAGCAGUACGAGCAGAAAGUGGCCGAGCUGAUGGGGAACCGGAGCCGGGAGGAGGCAGCGGUGGCCGGGACGAGGAGGCUGCACCGCCUGACACCCAUCCUGCGAUGCCGGACGGAGCCCCCCCAAGGAGAGCAGGACCCCCACGGGGACCAGGACCCACGCGGUCCCUACCGCUACCACCUCGUCGUGUCCCGCACGGAGGCUUUCCACCGGCGCCUGCGGGUGGUGCAAGCGGAGCUGAAGCUCUUCAAGCAGUCCCUGGGCUCCCUGGCCUCGGGGCAGCCCCAGGUCAGCAUCUACGCGCUGGGGGGGCCCGGGGGAGCCCCCCAGCUCCUGCAAACCCAAGAACUCGACCCCGACACUCCAAGCGUGGACCUGACGGCGCCCGUCCAGCGCUGGGCUGCUGGUCCCGAGGCCAGGCUGCAGCUGGAGCUGGCCUUCACCGCCAACAUCUCAGCCUCACCGGCGGGCUCGGGAGCCGAAACGUUGGUGCUGGAGGUGGAAACCCUCGAGGCCGCGGGGCCGAGAGCCCGGAGAGCCCGCGGACUGGACGAGGAGUGCAGGAAGAGCGAGGGGAAGUGCUGCCUCAAGUCACUCAAGGUGUCCUUCCAGGACAUCGGCUGGUCGGACUGGGUGAUCGCCCCCAACAGCUACUACAUGCGGUUCUGCGAAGGCUCCUGCCCGCACAACUACAAGCCGGCCAGCAUGCACGCCCAGAUCAAAGCCCGCAUGCACUCCCUCUCCAAGGCCACCCCGGCGCCCUGCUGCGUGCCCGCCGGCUACGACCCCAUGGUGCUGAUGCACUACGACGGCGAGGGCAGGCUGGUCUCCACCGUCUUCGAGGACAUGCUGGUCACCAGGUGCCACUGCGCCUGACGGCCCCUCACCUCUGGCAUGGACGGGGACCCGUCACCGCCCGGGUGGUGGCAGAGCCCCCCCAGCACCAGCGCCCCAAAAAGCAGACCCGCGGGACGAAACGUGCACGGAACGGCUCAGCCCCGUCUCGAGGACACGAUCCCUCCGGUCUCCAGUUGGGAUCGCCGCCACUCCACAGGCCACUGUAACUUAUUCGCCCUCUCCUACCUUAUUUAAAGCAUUUUUUAUUUGGUAGCUGGGCUCUUCCCACCGGAGGGAGGACGGGCACAGCGGCGGGGCUGUCCCCAGGUGGCCGCAGCCCACCCUGGUGCCCACGCGCCCACUCCCCUCUGGCUACAGACUUAUUUAUACAACUUUUAUUUAUUGCUAACUUAUUGUAUCACGCGGUGAGAGAUGUUCUUGGGAGUUUUUUGGUUUUUCCUUUUGUAUUUUGUAUAUUUCUAUAAAACAGAUCGCUGUAGCAUUGGAAACCAAUAAAGUGAUGGGAUCGAG